AUGGGCCCUUCACUCAGAGACACCUUCUCCCCACGUCCCCGAACUCGGAACGGAGACCGAGAGAGACCUACUACCCGCGAUCAUGGCGAACACUCUCUUAUGAUCCCAAGUCGAACCUCCUCCCUCCACUCCCGUAUCACACAACCCAUACCCUCGACGCUCAACAUCAAGCCGAAUCAGCGGAACCCCAAGACUCUUACUCAUGCAUAUAUGGUAUGUGGAGUGGGACGAGAACCAUCGCAAUGGGUCAAGGCGCCGCCCCCAGCUCAGGGAAGGAUUGGACACAUGAAGGGUGCCGUUGGCCAAUUCUGGCUUCCAGAGAUUUUGGGUAGCAGUCCGAGAUUGGAGCAGGACAAUGAGAUCGCACGCGCUCUAUACGCUGCUAUGAGGGCUUGCUUCCCCCACGACGUUGAAAUUUGCACCGGGCGAAGUCAACCACACUGUGUACACCACUCCUUCGUACUACAACAAGAUUCAUCACAUACCCUCUAUGGCAUUGCACUGAGAGUGUGGUCGAAAGCAGACGAAAAGCGCGCCGACACAAUCCGUGACCUGCGAAGAAAGACUGAACCGGACUACUAUGAGUCUUCGGACGAGACAUACUGGAUCCCAUACUGUUUGAGCUUCCUGUCCAGAUACCCUCUAUACGACCUGCUAGGGGACUACCUACGAGGAAUGUGGAUUCACUGGAACAAGGCUACCAACCUGUUCCAUGCCGAGGAGGUUUCGCGCAUACUCAGCUUCCCAGCACCACGACUGAAUGACCUUGUGAGAAUAGAUAUGAAAGACUACGCUCUGUGCUACCAGUUCCCCUCCUCGCCCACUGGCUUUCAGAACUUCGGCAUGUGGCCCCUGUUUACUUGCCUUUCCAUUCCCAAUAUCGUCGGCGUCAUUGAGGCUGCAGUAUCCGCGACCCGCAGGAUUAUCUUCGUCAGCCACUACCCAGCAAUGCUCACUGUCGCAACCGAGACUAUACGCCACUGCAUUCGAGUCUACGAGUGGAGUGGCUUAUACGUGCCAGUCGUCCAUGCACGCCAUGCGAAAGAGCUCGUGCAAGAGCCAGGACCAUAUAUGCUCGGUAUUACAGCCGAAUGUCGAAGCCUCUUCACAGCGCCCUCGGACGCUCUGGUCAUUGACCUGGACCGCAACUAUGUCAUGACCUCAGCACCUCCCACUGUCUUGACGUCGGGCCAGAGAGCCAAGAUGAUUUCCCGUUUGACGAACGCUCUAAGCGGCGAUGUUGCCCCUGCUGGUGUUCCCACGCACUUGCGAUCGGCUUACGGCGGUGGCAAGCUCAUUCCAGCUGGUCAGAUUAUAGUUAUGAGGGGAGAAGUGGAGAGUGUGGAAAAUCCGCCUUGGUGGAAUCAAGAUAGCGUUAUGGGAGUUAUGGAUCAUGUCUGCGAGAAGCUGGGUCGUAAUUCUGGCAUGAAAGCUAUCUUCGGUACUUCGGUAAAGAAGCCAUUGAUGACGAAGGUCUCAAUGCGCCACCUCAAUGAGAUUGUCCGGGAACGCAACCAAUACUCUAGAGACGCUAUGGAAGCGUGGCAGGACUUUAUCAACCUCAAGGGUAGAAUGGAUGGCGAGCUUACCAAAGUCACAAAGAGAAACAACUUCCUUGUGGAUGAGCUUGAAAGCUGGAAGCAACAGUUCCUCAAAUUCCAAGCUUUCGCCGAACAACUCACCAAAGAGACACAAGAGCUCAAAGUCAAGAUCGAGACUCAUAAGCGCGAGAAUCGUCGCCUCACAUCGCUCAUUGAGCAACAGAAAGAUGACGCCACUCGCCUCACCCAGCGCCUCAACGGUACGGAGAAGCAACGCGACGAUGCUCUCGAAGCACUUGUCCUCCAGCAAGACAUCGCUGAAGAGCUCGAGCGAGAACGUAAGCGCAACAAGAAGGAGCUCUCCGCUCUCCAGCACACAAACACGACCAUUCUCCGCCAACGCGACGAGUCCCGACGUGUGGUUCUGCACCUCCGCAGUCUUAUCGAUGGGCAGACUCACCACAUGGAGCACAUCGUGCGCUCUCUCAACGACACUCCCGAACUCAGCAACUACCUCCAAGAAGGUUACGAAGACAUACCAGAGGACGUGGAAGACCACGAAUCCGUCACAAGCAGCGAGGCCGUCCAACGGGAUCCAAAUCUGCUUAAUGAGGCCCGCCGUUCAGUCUCUCGGACAAGCACCAACGACGGCACCAAGAUCGCCGACGAGAAAGUCACUCCAGAGAUGGAAUCCCGUUUCUUCUCCCCACUUACCAGCAAUACACGUGGGAACCGUCUCAGCAUGUCUGACGUUGCUGAUCGUCAUCUUCGAGACAAGACUGAUGCCAUUGCCUACAUCAUCCGCAAUAUCAGUGACCAAUGUGCUGCUGCUGUUGAAGGUCUCCACCUCGCGCAUAAUGCUGAGAAUGAAGAUGGCGAACCCAUCGAGCCCGAACUCCAGUCCAGCACCAGCAACAUGGGGCACAAGCACACCCAAUCCGAUGGCGACAUAAGUAUGCACACCGACGUCAGCCUACUUGGCGCCAACGACGACUCCGCGGACCAUGACAGCGGCCACGGCGAAUCCCCCGGUUUUCUAACCCCAAAUAAUGAAAACGGCCGCAGCCGAAGCCGAACCUCCAGCAUCCCUCCAACACCCGAUCUCAUUGGUGGCCAUGAGCCCAGGAGUAGCACAAGUAUGAGCGGAUACAGCAACAGUACCGCACAAACUGGGCCGGGAAGGGAUAGCAUGCAACCAUAUUUACAAGAAAAGAAUUACGGAGUCAAGAUCCUCGAUGCUGAUGACCCCGUGCAUGACAGUGGCGCAGAUGUUGGACAGAAUGAAACCACCAAGAAGAGAGUGAGCGACUUGAGACCUGUGACCGCUAGGAUAGUGCCUGCGUGA
Molecule: messenger RNA, 2886 nt
Organism: Letharia columbiana
Lineage: Eukaryota; Fungi; Ascomycota; Lecanoromycetes; Lecanorales; Parmeliaceae
Exons: 4
Coding region: 1-2886 (961 amino acids)
Biological process (GO): regulation of Rab protein signal transduction
Cellular component (GO): cytoplasmic vesicle
Source: RefSeq, a predicted model, not a curated record